Messenger RNA from Mangifera indica (mango), 1113 nucleotides. RefSeq names its product expansin-A1-like. The coding region runs from base 52 to 801 and encodes 249 amino acids. Gene Ontology annotation, biological process: plant-type cell wall organization. The transcript is spliced from 3 exons. NCBI's taxonomy places the organism in Eukaryota, Viridiplantae, Streptophyta, Magnoliopsida, Sapindales, Anacardiaceae. Gene Ontology annotation, cellular component: extracellular region. The record is from RefSeq and is a predicted model, not a curated record.
ACCACCUACUUCCUCACCCAUAAGUCACAUAGAUCUCUUUUGUGCAGGAUCAUGGAACUUCUUGAGCUUCUCUUGGUGGGUUUACUUUCUUUAGUGUCAUCCGUUUAUGGAAAUGGUGGGGGAUGGAGGAACGCUCAUGCAACUUUUUACGGUGGGGCUGAUGCCUCUGGUACAAUGGGUGGGGCUUGUGGUUAUGGGAACCUAUACAACCAGGGAUAUGGGGUAAACACAGCGGCUCUCAGCACUGCACUUUUCAACAAUGGGUUGAGCUGUGGAGCUUGUUUCGAGAUUAGAUGUGCCAGUGAUCCCAAAUGGUGCCGCCCUGGCUCAAUUGUGGUCACUGCCAGUAACUUCUGUCCACCAAACAAUGCCCUCCCUAACAAUGGCGGUGGCUGGUGCAACCCUCCCCAGGAACAUUUUGACCUCUCUCAGCCUGUCUUUCAACGAAUUGCUCAAUACAGAGCUGGAAUAAUUCCCGUGGCCUACAGAAGGGUACCAUGCAGAAAGAAGGGUGGCAUCAGAUUCACGAUCAACGGCCAUUCUUACUUCAAUUUAGUCCUCGUAACAAAUGUUGGAGGUGCUGGCGAUGUUCAUGCUGUUUCAAUAAAAGGCUCAAAAACUGGCUGGCAACCAAUGUCAAGGAACUGGGGCCAAAACUGGCAAAGCAACGCUAAUCUCAACGGGCAAAGCCUCUCCUUUAUGGUUACAACGAGUGACAGGCGCACUCUGGUUUCUCGUAACGUCGUCCCGGCGAGCUGGUCCUUUGGCCAAACUUUCAGCGGCCUACAAUUCUCUACCUGAAGUUAAUACAGUUAAGCUUGCAAAUUACUAAGUAUGAAUGAUUAGUCUGUUGUGGUUUUCGCUUUUGUUUUGGGGGUGUAAAAUGGCGAAGGGCUUGGUUUGUGUCGUUUACAGAUUGUUAUUGUUAUGGGAAUUUCUGUUCUGCCGGAUUUUGAAAAGGCAGACGGAAAUGGCGGUGGUGGGCGUUUGCCACCCGGUACUUUUUGGUGAGUUUUAUAGAGUCAGUUGGGGCUUUUCAAAAGAGAUGUCAUGAAAUCACUGAUAAUAAAAUUUGUAAUAUCGAGUUUAAUAAUCGAAUUUGUAAUUAUUGUA